Molecule: messenger RNA, 594 nt
Organism: Zea mays
Lineage: Eukaryota; Viridiplantae; Streptophyta; Magnoliopsida; Poales; Poaceae
Exons: 1
Coding region: 34-339 (101 amino acids)
Biological process (GO): lipid transport
Source: RefSeq, marked validated
CUCCAUCAGGCAGCACCUAGCUAGCAGCAGCCAAUGACGAAGCCUUCGCAGGUGCUGUUGGCGGCGCUCGCCGCCUGGGCGGUGGUCCUGCUGCUGCUGUGCGCCGCCGCGCCGCGGGGCGCCGACGCGGCGACGGCGUGCGACGCCACGCAGCUGACGCCGUGCGCCGGCGCCAUCAUCAUCGGGAGGUCGCCCAGCGCGGCGUGCUGCAGUAGGCUCAAGGAGCAGCAGCCGUGCCUGUGCACGUACGCGCGCGACCCCAAUCUUCAGCGCUACGUCAACUCGCCCAACGGCAAGAAGGCCAUGGCCGCGUGCAAGGUGCCCGUGCCGUCGUGCUAGUUAACUUCUGUUUGCGCCGCCGCCGCGUACGUGUCGUGUCGUGCCUGUGUCAGUAGCAGCAUGGCCCACUGGACAGGGACAGAGUAUGGCGUCACUUUCUGUUUCCGUACAUACGUACCUGGAUCGUGCCGUACUGCCGUGUAUGCGUGUUCUCUGGUGGUACUCGAUCCGCUGCCUGUUGUGUCUACCGAGCUCUUUGGACAGCUACGCGUGCGUAUGAAUAAAUGAUAUACCAGAUCGUUUGGCUUUAAUUUA